Molecule: messenger RNA, 1156 nt
Organism: Lolium perenne
Lineage: Eukaryota; Viridiplantae; Streptophyta; Magnoliopsida; Poales; Poaceae
Source: RefSeq, a predicted model, not a curated record
UCUUCACAUGGAGAGCGAUCCAGUGAGCUAGUAGUAAAAUACCUUCGCUGUAGACAAUGUCGUAGCUAAGCCAGGAGCAAAACCCUACCCUUCCUUCUUGGGCUAUAAAUGCCAGCCCGAGCUCCCUUGCAGUGCCACACACAGGCAGAGCAGUGAGCUGAUCUAAACCCCUGCACACAGUAGCUAGAAAGGCGGCCAUGGCGAAGAAGGUGGCGGUGAUCGCCACGCUGCUUGCCCUGAACCUGCUCUUCUUCACCUUCUCCGACGCAUGUGGCUGCCAGUGUGGAGCCUGCCCUAGUCCGGGCGGAGGCGGUGGCGGUGGCGGGGGAGGUGGCGGAGGUGGUGGUGGAGGACGAGGCGGAGGUGGCGGGAGCGGAGGCAGCGGCGGCAGCAGCGGAGGAGGGAGUAGCGGAGGUGGAGGCAGCGGUGGUAGCGGAGGCGGCGGUGGAGGCAGCAGCGGAGGUGGCGGGCCAGGAGGAGGUGGUAGCGGAGGUGGCGGGUCAGGAGGAGGCAGCAGCGGCGGCGGCGGAUCGGGAGGAGGUGGCGGCGGCGGCGGACGUGGAGGGCGGUGCCCGGUCGACGCGCUGAAGCUGGGCGUGUGCGCCAACGUGCUCAACGGGCUGAUCAACCUUGAGCUGGGCACGCCGCCGAAGAAGCCUUGCUGCACGCUGAUCCAGGGCCUCGCUGACCUGGAGGCGGCCGUCUGCCUCUGCACCGCACUCAGGGCCAACAUCCUGGGCAUCAACCUCAACGUGCCCAUCGACCUCAGCCUCCUCGUCAACUACUGCGGCAAGAGCGUCCCCAGAGGCUUCCAGUGCCCAUAGGCAUCCAUAUCCUUCCUUCAACUAUAUACUGCCUACAUGAUCUGCUUGCAUUUGCAUGCAUGAUCUGCUUGCUUAAUUUACCACUUCGUACUCUAUAUUUGCGUGUCUGCAUGUCCGCAUCUGUGGGAUGAUAUAUGUUGUAGGCACUGCCCAUAGCUGUUGUUAUGCUUGUGGAUCGUCCAGCUAGGUUAGACACUAUGCUUGUGGAUGGAGUUCUCAUAUAUGAUCUCGUGCAACAUGUACCGCUAGCUACGGCUACUAGUAUUUGCUUGAACAAGAGGUUCCGCUUACAUUUCCUCAUAAUUAUAAUAAAAGCGAUCUUAUAUUGUCAA